AUGGCAACAACAUCCCCCAGUGCCUGCCUGCACCGCACCGGACAAGGCGCAGGCGGCCGAGGCAGCGCGUGGAGUGGAAAAGCAACGGGGCGGCCGGGCGGUGCGUGCGUGGCCCUGCCUGCUGACACCAGACUGGAGUCCUCUCCUCUGCACAUCGUGGUGUUCCCAUGGCUCGCCUUCGGCCACAUCAUCCCCUUCCUCGAGCUCUCCGAGCAGCUCGCCAAGCGCGGCCACUUCGUCACCUUCGUCAGUGCCCCGAGGAACCUCGCCAAGCUGAGGCCUGUCGCCGCCGACGUUAGGCCGCGCAUCCGGCUCGUCCCACUGCCCCUGCCGCUCGUGGAUGGCCUCCCGGACGGCGCCGAGUCAACGGCCGACGUCCCGCCGGAGAAGGUCGAGCUCCUUAAGAUCGCCUUCGACGGCCUUGCCGCCCCCUUCGCCUCCUUCCUCGCCGAGGCUUGCGCCUACGGGGAGGCCAGAGAAGGGCACUCCAAGAAGCCCGACUGGAUCAUCCUCGACUUCGCGCAGCACUGGCUUCCGCCCAUCGCCGAGGAGCACAAGCCACGUACCUAUCACCGCCACAGCACCUUCUCGUAUUUCGUCCGAGUGUCUGACCGACCGUCUCCGUGGCAAGUGCAGGUGCCGUGCGCGGUGUUCCUGAUCUUCCCUGCGGCCUGCGUCGCGUUCGUGGGCCCAAAGGAGCUCAACGACGCGCACCCGCCAUCCGCGGCGGAGGACUUCACCGUUCCGCCGCCGCGGAUCCCUUCUCCGUCCUGUCUCGCAUUCCGCGGCCACGAGGCUGAGUGGACCGCAGGGGGGUGGCAGCCCAACGCGUCCGGCAUCUCCGACGUCGGCCGCAUCUGGGAGACGACGCAGCGGUGCCCGCUCAUCGUGUGCCGUUGCAGCCACGAGGUCGACGGCCCGCUCUGCCCCCUCCUGGGCGACCUCUACCGCAAGCCCGUCCUCCCCUCGGGCCUCCUGGCACCCGAGCGGACGCAGCUCCUGGACGGGUUCAAGGGCCGCGUGGGCGGCCGCGGGGUGGUGCGCGUGCUCGCGCACGCCGCAGUGGGCGCCUUCAUGACGCACGUUGGGUGGAGCUCCCUCAUGGAGAGCUUCCUGUUCGGCCACCCGCUGGUGAUGGUGCCCCUGUUCGCCGAUCAGGGCCUCACCGCGCGCCUGAUGACGGAGCGGCGGGUCGGCCUGGAGGUGCCGUGGGACGACUGCGGCAGCGAGUUCCGCGGCGAGGACGUCGCGAGGACCGUGCGGCGGGUGAUGGUGGAGGAGGAAGGCAAGGAGUUCUCGCGCAACGCCAAGGGAUUGCAGGAGGUUCUCUGGGACACAGCGACGCAGGAGCGCUACAUCGAUGAGCUGGUCGAGCACUUGCUGCGCCGCCGAGGAGAUUAUCAGGACGAAGAUCAAUGUAUCCGUCCCAAGGGACUCGCUAAAUUUUAG
Miscanthus lutarioriparius is the source of this 1449-nucleotide messenger RNA. The record is from the annotation of a GenBank genome assembly. NCBI's taxonomy places the organism in Eukaryota, Viridiplantae, Streptophyta, Magnoliopsida, Poales, Poaceae.